This is a messenger RNA of Heterostelium album PN500, 2931 nucleotides long. Its product is annotated as WD repeat WDR48 family protein. The coding region runs from base 1 to 2931 and encodes 976 amino acids. Gene Ontology annotation, molecular function: ubiquitin binding. Gene Ontology annotation, biological process: protein deubiquitination; double-strand break repair via homologous recombination. The record is from RefSeq and is a predicted model, not a curated record. The transcript has 3 exons. Lineage: Eukaryota; Evosea; Eumycetozoa; Acytosteliales; Acytosteliaceae.
AUGUUUACUCCAGUUAUGUUACAUUAUUCACCAAGUCCCGAAAAGUAUAAACAACUUAAACAAGCAAAAUUACUACAACAACAACAACAGCAGCAACAACAAAGUAACGGUCAAUCUUCUGCUGUACAAAUACCAAACUCAGCAAACAACAAUACAUCAUCAAACUCAAACCAGAAUAGCUAUAGUAAUUAUAAUCAUUUGUAUAAACAACAGCAAUUACAAUUACAAUUACAACAACAUCAGAAUCAAAAAAAUAACAAUUUACAUAAUAAUAAUAAUAAUAAUAGUAAUAAUAAUAAUAAUAUAAAUAAUAGUACAAUUAAUAGUAAUAUAAAUCAUAAUAAUAGUAGUAAUUUAACACAUAAUAAUAGUGAAGAUCAUAUGAAUUCACAUACACUUUUACAUAAACCAAUUAGAAGUAAACCAGCAAGAUAUAAAGUGAGUUACUCGGUUGGUGAUGUCCGAGGCGAUAAACAUUGUUUUGGUAUCAACUCACUCGUAUUUGAUAAUGAGAGUAGUCAACUCUACUCGGCUGGCAGAGAUUCAACUGUGAAGCUGUGGAGCGUAGAUCAUCAAACCAAUAGCGUACAACACAAACAUUGCUUCGAAGGUCAUAACGAUUGGGUCAAUGAUAUAUUUAUAAAUCCAAAACAAUCUAUAUUGGUUUCAGGAUCAUCUGAUUCAUCGAUAAAAGUAUGGAAUACAAACAGUGGUGAAUGUUUGAGAACAGAGAGAAGACAUGAAGAUUAUGUUAAAGCAUUGGCAUAUGCUCCGAAUGCCAACUAUUUCGCAUCGUCAGGUUUGGAUUCUCACAUUGUUCUAUGGGAUCUUAAUGUAUUUACACCAACUGGAACAUUGUCAAAUGGAAAUGGUGUUACAUCAUCAACAACAACAACUGCAUCGACAUCAUUAAACAAUGGAUUAUCAAAUAACUAUGUACCACAAUUCAAUAUAGCGAGAGCAGGUGGUGAUAAUAUAUCGAUAUACAGCUUGGCGAUAAACAAUGAAGCGUCGUUGGUGUUGGCCGGUUCGACCGAGCGAACUAUUAGAGCGUGGGAUGUCGUCGGUGGCAAGAAGAUAUUCAAGUUGAAGGGACAUACCGACAAUGUUAGAUCGAUCAUCAUCUCGUCGGACAGCAGAAGAUGUCUGUCUGCAAGUAGCGAUGGAUCGUUCCGACUCUGGGACAUCGGUAUGCAGCGAUGCAUACACAGCUUUGACGAUAUUCAUACGGACUCGGUGUGGAGUCUGGCCGUGUCGCCGACAUUCUCUCACGUCUACUCCGGCGGACGUGACGGAUUGAUAUACUCGACCGACCUCAAGACAUUCCAGUCGACUCUUGUCUGCAAGGAAGCGAAUCCAGUGCUCAAGAUUGUGCAUGACGAGCAGCGUCAAUCGAUAUGGGUAUCGACUACCGACUCGGAGAUUAAGAAUUGGUCGUUGAAUGGCGCCACCAAAGAAAAGAUUGAACCACGCUUCAUCGAUGAGGACAAGGAUGAGGAGAGUGUCAAUAACAUCUCUGCGAUUCUCAAUGCCAACGAACCGAUUAUGAAGAUCGCUGGACGUCCAGGAAUGAUAAAGCAUCACAUAAUGAAUAAUCGAAGACAUGUCCUCACCAAAGACACAAGCGACAAUGUACAACUAUGGGAUAUAACAAAGGGCGAGCUGAUUGGUGACUAUGGUAAAGUGGAUUUCGAUAAGCAGGUCAAUGAAUUGCAAGAGAUCAUCAGCAUACCGAAAUGGCUUUCCGUCGAUACCAAGACGGGAAAUAUCAACAUCACAAUGGAACCACCCCAUUGCUUUAGCGCCGAUGCACAUCUUUCGAACCUGGGUGUCACUCUCCAAGAGGGCGAGCCAGACGAACUAUAUAACACAGGAGAACGAGUUCUAGCCUCACUGUUCUCUCAUUUUGUAAAAGAGAAACAUAAUCGUCAAAACAAUGUAAAUAGUAAUCAAUAUGAUGGUGAUACAGUGGAUUCUGUAGAGGAUGAACCACAACAACAAGCUGUACCAUCGUCGACCAACAACAACAAUAAUAACGACUCUAAUAGACAGAAAGUUGCUAUGAGUGGUGCACCACCAUCGUCAACCAACAAGGCGCCUCCCAAGAGAAUGAUUUUCGAAUUACCCAAGGAUACAUCCAUUGUGAUAUUCGAUGACAACAAUGUAAAUAAUAGUUUUAGAAUCCGUUUGAGUGAAUUCACUGGUUUGGAAUCGGUCGAUGUCAUUCCGACUUGGGUGUACGAUUGCCUCUUUGGUGGACCAACACAGAAGAAAGAGACCAAAGACAUCUACUUUAUGAUGUCACCGAGCGAUGAAAAGAAUAUAUCUCCAAUCGCCAAGGGCAUCAUCAAAUUCAACCAGGCUCCUCACACCCAGAUUAGGAAGCUCAUUGGCCAUAUCUCGUGGAAACUGAAACUGUUGGAGCCAAACUCAUUGGUAGAGGAAUACAUUGAGAUGCUCUGUGACAACAAGGUGCUGUUGCCAACCUACACACUGUCUACGGUGAGAGCAUUCUUUUGGAAGUCUGGUGAUGACAUUCAGUUGACGUAUCGUGUGAAGCCUGCCUAUGGAAAUGAAAAUGAACUACGUAAACUUGUAAAACUAAAUCAAAUCAAAAAGAUCACUGUGACGACACCAACUAUCACUGGAUCAACACCAUCAUCCGCGCCCGCCAAUGGUGCCAACAAGUGUAAUUCCAACGGCAACAGCAAUUCAAAGAGCAACAGUAACUCUGCAAAUUCCUCACCCUCAUUGAUUGGACAACACACAAUCGAUCAAGACUACGUGAUCAACGGAAAGAAUAACAAAUCAUCUCCAAUGAUCUCUACAAUCAGCAACGGUGCCAACGAACUGCCUAAAGAAGGAGCGAUGCCACCCAGUCUUUCCAUUUCAUCCAGUCCCAAACCAUCAAUUUCAACAAACGAGUCGUAG